Molecule: messenger RNA, 5814 nt
Organism: Cyprinodon tularosa
Lineage: Eukaryota; Metazoa; Chordata; Actinopteri; Cyprinodontiformes; Cyprinodontidae
Product: ral GTPase-activating protein subunit beta-like
Exons: 32
Coding region: 171-4913 (1580 amino acids)
Biological process (GO): regulation of small GTPase mediated signal transduction; activation of GTPase activity
Molecular function (GO): GTPase activator activity
Source: RefSeq, a predicted model, not a curated record
CGUUAAACAAACACCGGGGUUCCUGCUUCCCGUUAGCUUCGUCAAAGCUGCAAUAUCCGAGCCCUGACAUUGCGAGGAUGGAGGCUGUUAUGGUUUAGAUCGGGCUUCGCUGAAAGCACACACAGUGGGAGGCAGGAGGUGUGAGCGAAAAAGCCCCAGACACCAGCAGCAUGUACUCCGAGUGGCGCUCCCUGCAGCUGGUGGUACAGAGCGACCAGGGUCACCUCAGUGUUCUGCACACCUACCCUCCCAAUGUUGGUACAGAGGUGGCAAACGCAGUGGUCAAGCCUUUGGGCACAGCCGUUAGCCCUGUGGCCACAGAAAACAUCCUUAAAACGGACAAAGAGGUGAAAUGGACCAUGGAAGUGCUUUGUUACGGACUGACCCUUCCCUUAGAGGGGGACACCGUCAAGCUGUGUGUGGACGUGUACACGGACUGGAUGAUGGCCCUGGUGUCUCCCAGGGACUCGAUGCCGCAGCCUGUGGUGAAGGAGCCCAAUAUGUACGUCCAGACCAUCCUCCGACAUCUAUACAACGUAUUUGUGCCAAGGCGUGAACAGCACAGUCUGAACCACAUCAGGCUUUGCCAGCAGGUUCUCACUGCGGUCCAGAAGCUGGCACGAGAAUCUGUAUCCAUGGUGAGGGAAACCUGGGAGGUGCUGCUGCUCUUCCUGCUGCGCAUCAACGACACUCUGCUCGCUCCACCGUCGGUUGGCGUGGGGGUAGCAGAGAAGCUAGCAGAGAAGCUGAUGGCUGUGCUGUUUGAGGUGUGGCUGCUGGCAUGCGCCCGCUGCUUCCCCACGCCGCCAUAUUGGAAGACUGCGCGGGAAAUGCUGUCCAAUUGGAGACACCAUCCUCCUGUGGUGGAGCAGUGGAGCAGAGUAGCUUGUGCUCUGACUUCAAGGUUGUUGCGGUUCACCCACGGACCGUCCUUCCCACCUUUUAAAGUUUCUGAUGAAGACGCCAACCUGAUCCCUGUAGAGAUGGACAAUGACUGCGUGGCACAGACGUGGUACCGCUUUCUCCACAUGAUCGGAAACCCGGUGGACUUGAGCAACCCCGCCAUAGUGAGCACCACCCCGAAGUUUCAAGAGCAGUUUCUGAACUCCAGCGGGAUUCCCCAUGAAGUAGUGUUGCAUCCAUGUUUGAAGCAGCUCCCGCAGAUCUUCUUCAGGGCAAUGAGGGGAAUCAGCUGCUUGGUGGACGCAUUCCUAGGUGUUUCUGUUGAAAAGAGAGACGUACGCGAGAGGGCGUUCUCUUUUUGUCCCGUGCUGCUCUCUCAUGGCAUAUCACGACCUCGGGCUGACAGUGCCCCGCCCACCCCAGUGAACAGAUUGAGUAUGUCUCCGCCCCCAUCCGUUGCCAACACUACGCCCCCACACAGCCGCAAACAGCGACACGCUGCGGUUGUGAAAACUGCGAGCAAGAGCUCAACCAGCAGCAGUAGUCAACCAGUCAAAGCAUCCCAGCAGCAGCAGCCGUCGUCUUCCCCGACUCUGCUCUCCAGCCCCAAUCAGAGCAGCUGGGAGGCGCGGCCUCUGCCGGCCCCGGCGCGGCCCAAGGUCAACAGCAUCCUCAACCUGUUUGGCCAGUGGCUUUUCGAUGCCGCUCUGGUCCACUGCAAACUCCACAGCGGCCUCAGCCGAGACCCCAGCAUGACCGCCUCUUUUAUCCAAAUUCUCCUUUCUUAUAAAUCUUCAAUAGCCACUCAGAUGGGUUUGGAGCUGAGGAGGAAGGGUUCCCAAAUGUCCACUGACUCUAUGGUGCCCAACCCCCUCUUUGAUAUCAACGAGUUCCCCGAGAGCUACGAGUCGGGAAGAGCCGAAGCCUGCGGGACUCUCUGUCGCAUCUUCUGUAGCAAAAAAACUGGAGAGGAUAUUCUUCCUGUUUACCUCUCGAGGUUCUACAUGGUUCUGAUCCAGGGUUUGCAGAUCUCUGAUUUCAUCUGUAGACCAGUUCUGGCUUCUAUCAUUCUUAACUCUUCGUCUCUUUUCUGCACCGACCUGAAGGGCAUCAAUGUUGUGGUGCCUUACUUCAUCGCUGCUCUGGAGACUAUUGUUCCAGACAGGGAACUGUCGAAAUUCAAGAUUUAUGUAAAUCCUACAGACUUGAGGAGAGCUUCCAUUAAUAUCCUGCUCGCCAUGCUGCCUCUGCCUCACCACUUUGGAAACAUCAAAUCAGAGGUUCUGUUGGAGGGCAAGUUCAACGAAGAGGACGGGUGGCCCCAUGACCAGCCCGUUUCCUUCCUUUCUCUGAGGCUGCGUCUGGUUAACGUCCUCAUCGGAGCCCUGCAGACUGAGACGGAUCCCACCAACACCCAGCUGAUCCUCGGUAUCUGCUCUGUCCUCCACCUCCCGGUUAACCUAACCCACUUGCUUCUGUCUGUGUUUUAUUGGCUCUUUUCCUCCUCCUCAGGUGCAAUGCUAAACAUAGUUCAGGACUCGGCGUUGUUGGAGGCUAUUGGAGCACAGACGGAAACGGGCAGCAUCGAUGGAAGCCACGCCACGCUGAGAAGUCAGAGUCACAGUCGCACCAACAGCGGCAUCAGCUAUAACAGCGGAGGGAGCACAGACGCCACUAGCCCAGACUGUGAGCGUCCCGCGCAGGCGCUGCUCAGAGACUAUGCUCUUCCAGAUACGGCGGCAGGCCUGCUGGUGCGCAGCAUCCACCUGGUCACACAGAGGCUCAAUUCUCAGUGGAGACAAGACAUGAGCAUCUCACUUGCUGCCCUGGAGCUGCUAGCGGGGCUUGCAAAGGUAAAGGUGGGCGUGGAUUCUGCAGACCGUAAACGUGCAGUCAGCUCCAUCUGCGGCUACAUUGUGUACCAGUGCAGCCGUCCGGCUCCUCUUCAGUCCAGAGACCUUCAUUCCAUGAUCGUAGCUGCCUUCCAGUUUCUCUGCGUGUGGCUCACAGAGCACCCCGACAUGUUGGAUGAGAAGGAUUGUUUGAUGGAGGUGUUGGAGAUAGUGGAGCUGGGAAUCUCUGGGAGUAAGUCUCGCCAUGAACAGGAAGUGCGUCACAAAGCGGAGAAGGAGCACAAUCCUGCUUCGAUGAGGGUGAAGGAUGCCGCUGAGGCCACUUUGUCAUGCAUCAUGCAGGUGUUGGGGGCCUUCCCUUCUCCCAGCGGACCCGCCUCCACCUGCAGCCUGCUGAAUGAAGACACUCUGAUUCGCUAUGCCAGACUAAGUGCCACAGGAGCCAGUAAUUUCCGAUACUUCGUCCUGGACAACUCCGUGAUUCUCGCGAUGCUGGAGCAACCUCUUGGCAACGAGCAGAACCCCAGUCCGUCUGCGACGGUUUUGAUCCGAGGAACAGCUGGUAGACAUGCCUGGACAAUGCAGCUCUUCCAUCAACCACGAGGAGCUCGUGCCAAUCAGAGGAUGUUCGUCCCAGAGGGCCGACCUAAACCCAACAACGAGGUGGGCAUCAAAUACAAUGUCAAGCAGAGGCCCUUUCCAGAGGAGGUGGAUAAAAUCCCUCUGGUCAAAGCUGAUGUCAGCAUCCCAGACCUGGAUGAUAUCGUCAGUAAGGAGGUGGGUUGUUUGGGCUGGGAGGAUGAUUCAGCUGACACAAGCUCACUGAUGAGUGAUUACUUGGAAAUUCAGCAUGACAAGCUUCGUAACCUGAUGGCCAAGCAGAUAGAGUAUGAGAACACUUUGGAACGAUGCAGUGAGGAACUGUUGAAGUCCAAGUCUUUUCCGGACCCUCAGAUGGACUGCAAACCUCCCCCUCCCGCCCAGGAGUUCCAGACAGCUCGCCUCUUCCUCUCUCACUUUGGUUUUCUGUCUCUGGAAGCACUGAAAGAACCAAACAACAGUCGUCUACCUCCUCAUCUGAUUGGCCUGGACUCAUCCCUGCCGGGGUUUUUCGAUGACGUCAGCUACCUGGAUCUGCUUCCCUGCCGACCGUUUGACACGGUCUUUAUUUUCUAUGUCCGGGCAGGACAGAAAAGCAGCUCUGAGAUUUUGAGGAAUGUGGAGUCCUCAGCUACCGUCCAGCCUCACUUCCUGGAGUUCCUGUUGUCUUUGGGCUGGCCUGUGGAUGUGGGCCAGCAUCCAGGAUGGACGGGACACCUGGACACCAGCUGGUCCCUCAACUCCUGCUUCGACAGCACUGAUCUACAAACAGACGAAGCAGCUCCUCCUGAGGACACCGGAGGCUCCGUGUUCAACGGCGAAAAGAAAGUUUUGUACUACGCCGACGCGCUCACAGAGAUUGCCUUUGUCGUUCCCUCUUUAACAGAAAACUCAGAGGAGUCGUCUGUGCACAGUGACUCCACGGUGGAGGCGAACCCCAACACAGACCUCAUACCCGGAAAACAAUCCACUCUCACACUGGAACUGUUCCCCAACCACUCUGAGAGCCUAGAGUCUGCUAAAAAGCUGAGUCCUUUGUUUAAGACAAAGAGGUCAUCGACCGGAAAAUCUUACCCUCAGCUGGGCCCUGAGACGAAGGUGUUUGUGGUCUGGGUGGAGCGCUUCGAUGAUAUCGAGAACUUCCCGUUAUCUGAUCUCUUGGCGGAAACCAGCACAGGCUUGGAGGCCAGCAUGAGCAACAGCACUUCCUGCAGGUCGGGGUUACUGGAAAAGGACGUUCCUCUGAUCUUCAUUCACCCGUUAAAGACGGGACUCUUCCGGAUUCGGCUGCAUGGAGCUGUGGGCAAAUUUGGCAUGGUGAUUCCCCUGGUGGACGGCAUGGUGGUUAGCCGCCGCGCUCUAGGGUUUCUUGUGCGCCAAACAGUGAUCAACGUAUGCAGACGGAAGCGGCUGGAAAGUGACUUGUACAACCCUCCACAUGUGAGGCGAAAACAGAAAAUCACAGAAAUCGUGCAGCGUUACCGCAACAAACAACUGGAGCCCGAGUUCUACACCUCCCUCUUCCAUGAGGUCGGGGACGGAAAGCCCCACCUCUAACCCUGCCUCGCCGCCAUGUCCUAACACUGGCUCACAAGCGCACACGCCGCACACACUCUUAUUCUGAACCCGUACCCCCCUGCAUACACACACACAUCCACACUCAAGAUCUUUAUAUUUAUACUAUACUAUUUUUGUUAUUUAUAUAAACACAUAUAUCAACACUGUUUGCCUUUGACUCUGAGAUCAAAGUGUCAAAAAAAACAAAUCAUGCCAAGGUGAGGGGAAACACCAACAUUUCUGUAUUCCAGCUGCGAUCCCAACGGUGAAAGUUGAACAGUUUGCCGUCUUUCUUCUUGUUUAGCUCCAUGCUUUGCAGCAACAAAAGGUUAGCUUGGUCUUUAAUGCAAUACGUCAGUAACAACGUUGGCCUUUCUGAACUUGUAAAAGCUUCGUUUUGGUUUUUUUUACUUUUUUUGCUACACGAGAUGAUUUCAUGAGGGAACAUAAAUCGGUGCCCAAAUCUGUUUGUUGUCCGGAUGAAACAGAUUUAAGUUUGCCAAGGAUACAAACCAACAUCAUUUGCAGCUUAGAAACGUAAUCAUUUUACCAACGUUGAGGCAGCAGAACUCUUGCUAACGCCAGCUAAAGUCUUCCUCGUGCAAACUCACAUUUGGCCUGACUGAGCACACUCUGUCCUUAGCUUUUCUCUCCGAUUUAAAGGAUUGGUGUGUUUCGCUGAAUGCUGGUGUCGUUUUUUGACUCCCCUGUGCUUUUGUGCAUGGCUCUCCUUUUAUUCCGCUCACAUGUGCACAGGUGUGUGUAUGUGGCCAUUUGUUUGCUUCUUCCGCCCGUCAGUCGACACUACAAGGAGUCAGGGAGCUCUAAGAGCCCUGCACGUGGCAUUUGAAAACUGAAAUUUGUCACUUUAAACAAAUAAGAAUCUCAUAUUUUAUUUGUA